Molecule: messenger RNA, 2840 nt
Organism: Pelodiscus sinensis (Chinese soft-shelled turtle)
Lineage: Eukaryota; Metazoa; Chordata; Testudines; Trionychidae
Source: RefSeq, a predicted model, not a curated record
ACAGAGACCUCGUCCCUCCCUGGUCCCCACCCCACAACCUUAGUGUGCUGGGGAAAUUCAUUCAUUCAACGGUGUCUGGUUCCCCCUCUCUCUGCAGCUCCCUGCCGCUGAAGGAGAAGCUGCAGGCCCUCCAGUGCCACUUCACCUGGGACUUUGAAAUCAGGGACAAGGUGGACGCCGCUCACAUCCUCCAUACGGUGGCUCUGAGGAUUGCCCACACUCCCUACCCGAACCAGGCCGCCUACCUGGCCCUGCAGGCUUAUCUCUGCCACCUGCAAGAGCGAUAUGAGGAUGCUCUGCAAAGCCUUAAGAAAGCUGAAGAGUUCCUGGCCAGAGAUCACCCAGGUAACGUCCCCCGCCAGGCCCUGGUCAUUUACGGGAACUACGCCUGGAUCUACUAUCACCUGGCCCAUUACGACGUGGUGGAGCGUUACCUGGACCAGGUGAGCCAGAUCUGCCGCUCCCUGAACAGCCGCUCGCCAUACGCAGCUCUGAUCCCUGAGGUCCACGCACACAAAGGCUGGUCUCUCCUGGCAACCGGCUUCCGCCACGGCCAACAGGCCACAGAGUGUUUCCAACGGGCAUUGGCAGAAGACGAAGCCAAUGGGGAAUUUCUUGCUGGGUCGGCAAUCGCAGCCUUCGCCUCCUGGACCCACUCACGUGAUUUUCAAUAUAAGUUAGAAGCCAAAAAGAAGUUCAGCGCCAUUAUCCAGGAAGAGCCGCAAAACUAUGAAGCUAAGAUGUAUUUAGCCAAGAUCCUUGAGACGUGGGAUAGACCCCAGGGAGAAGCCCUGGUCGAAGAUGUUGUUCGGAAUAGCCGGGACCCCGAGGUCCUGAGAAAUGCAGCCAAGUUCUUUCAAGCUGAGUUUCCAGAAAAAGCAAUUGCUAUUCUAGAGCGAGCAAUCUCUCUGGACCCCACUUAUCACCUCCCUCACUAUGACCUGGGUCGUUGCUACAAACAACAACUGGCGGCGGCCGAGACGGACAGGAGAGAAGAAAUCGUAGUAGCGGGUACGGAGGCCUUCAAGAUGGCUGUGCAGAAAGAUCCCGCCUCUGUGUUUGCAAAGCUGGCGCUAGCUGAAAUGUACGGAGAAAAGACACCUGAGUACCAAGAGGAGAUUUACCUCAACCUCCUGAGCGAGGUGUCCACCCUCAGCAAGAGGUGCCAGCAGGCCGUCUACCUUGGCUUUGGGGACUUCCUCUUCUACACACGGAAGUCCCUGCCCGAGGCAGCUGAGAAGUACAAAGCCGGUUUUGCCAUCGCAGGCAGCAUCUGGGAGAAAGAAACACUGAGAAGAAGGCUGCAAGAGGUGGCAGACGAAUUCCAGCAGCGCUCCCAGACCACCGAGGCUGCAGCCAUACAGCAUGUCCUGCAACGGAACACAAGUCCCAACUACAGGAAUUACUCCACUCGUGGCCGGAGCUGGAGACUGGAGAGGCAGUGAAAAUGGGGGAAUCCACCAGCAGCGCGGGACUCCUGCAUUUGGAGAGGCCCCCUCACACUGCCCCCUGCUCCUCUCCAAGGCCCCACCCUGCUCAGCCUCCUCCCCAGGGCCCCACCCACACUGCCCCCUGCUCCGACCCAAGCUCUGCUCCCUCCCUCCCCGCCCUGCCAUUCUGACCUGUCUGCCUACUUCCCCCCUCCCUGUCACUCAGGCCUCAGGGUGGUCCUUGGUGGAGGGGCAGUGCAGGGGAGGCUGUGGGGUCAGAGAAGGAGCCAGUCAGGCCUCGGUGGCAGAGCGCGGAGGGUCCACCGCCCGGGCACCCUUCCAGCAGUAGCAGCCUUGGGACCCUCCCCCACCCCAGUGUGUUCCCUCUGCAACACAUCUCCCUGUGCACCCUGGUGAGAUCUGCCUCUGGCUCUGUGCACCCUGCCUGCAGCCAGCAACGCGGACAGUUCCCUCACUGAUGCAGUACACACACCCCCACUCACAUUCCCAGAUAGACACACACUCAUACUCAUUCACACACACACACACAUACACAGACUGACACAUGCACACACACAGAGACACACACACACAGACUAUUUCCAAAUAGAUUCGAAAUAAGCUACGCAAUUUGCAUAUCUUAUUUCUAGUUUCGAGUACUGUGGUCCUUGGGGGAGAGGGCAGUGCAGGAGGAGCCAUGGGGGGAGACGAGGAGCCAGAGUCGGACUGCAACACAUCUCCCUGUGCACACACUCACACUCACACUCAUACUCACACUCACACACGAACACACGAACACAGACCCACACACAUAAGCAAUUUCGAAAUACUUUCAAAACAAGCUACAUAAUUUGCGUUUCUUAUUCUGAGUUUCGGGUUUCAGGUGCUGUGUAGACGCACCCCAACAGAGCUACUGAUUAGAAGUGUAUAAGAGUCCUUAGCGCCUGUCAUAACCAGGAGAAUUGACCAGCAGCCUCAUGGCUAAGGGGCAUACCUAGCCAGGUCUAUGGUCAGCCGAUAGUAAUGCAGGAGGGAUUUCAAACUGGAACAAAGGAAUUUUUAUCUUUUCCCUCCUUUGUCUGAGUCAGAACAGUUUCUCCAGGUACUAAGGGAGACAGAAAGACACUUCUGUCCCCAAGAAGGACUUCUUACAUGUGUAUGUAAGGAAAAGUUUAGCUAGUCCAUCAGGUUUUAUUGUUUUCUGGUUUGGGAAUUUGGAACUGAGGUCUGUGCUAUUAACCAUGUUUUUUUCUUUUUCUUUGUUUAACAGUGUUUUUUCCUCUUUUGCAAUGAAGCUUCCAAACCCAGGGCAUUUUGUCUGAGUGUAUCAAUUUGGUGGCUCUUACCAUCUUGCCACCUCAACUAUGCUCGCAACUGCAGUUUUCUUUUGAUAAUAAAAGCUUGUUUUCU